UUGCGCAAUGGAUGGAAAUGACGUUGGUUGUUUGGACAUUGGUCCACCCACUUCAAUCAAUUCAAAGGGCAUUCCAAGUGUCAAUAAUAAUACUUGUGGGGUACCGAGCCAAUCAACUGGAGAAUCCGGGAAUUAUGGUUACAGUGGUACAACAUCGUCCGGAAGGAAGGUGCAGAUACGUGCCAAAGUGCUCUAUGGCUCGGGCAAGGCUAUUGCUAAUCUCCAAGCUCGUGAACGAGCUGCCAAACAUUAAUCAUCAUGAGAUCUCUUAUCAGGAUACUCUUGGCUGGCGGCGUCAUCAUCCAGUUGACUGCACAAUCGGUUCAAGAGAUAAAAAAUUGUUCAGAAAUAUGGGCGAGAGGAAAGCAAUCCAAUUUAGACUUGGAGGAUCGGCUGGAGGAGGAUUUUUAUUUAGCCAAGGAGUUCGGAAUAAAGGCAAUGCACCAACUUUACAAUAUUGAGGAGCCCAAGUUGUUUUCUCAUGGAGUUUUUUUAGCCGAUGAGCAUCCUGCACGGUAUGUAGCUGCAUUUAAUCGUCAAUCGGAGGAAGCGAAACGUUUGGCUAGAGUCGCAUACGCUGCCCUCAAAGGCUCCGGAAAACUUGCGGAAAAGUAUGCAAAUUUGACGGAUCCAGUAACGAGCCAACUCGUGCGAGAAUUUGCCUCAACCUGGUCUUCCCGGGGGGCGGGAUUUCCUGAACGCUGUCCAAGAAGCGAUCAACCGACUUGUCCACCAGCGAGCCAAAAAUAUCGAACUGCCGAUGGAAGUUGCAAUAAUCUGGAGCACCUGUGGUGGGGCUCGGCCAUGUCUACAAUGCAGAGAUUUUUAGAUCCAGUUUAUGGCGAUGGAAUUGAGUCCAUAAGGAGAUCACGAAGAACCGGACGACCACUGCCAAGUCCGCGCGAUAUUUCCGUUUUAAUACAUGAGGAUAGGAAUAUUCCACUGGCUUCAGUCACGCACAUGUUAAUGCAGUGGGGACAGUUCGUAGAUCAUGAUAUCACUGCUGCCGCACAGAGCCGAGGUUUCAACGGCACAUUCCCCCAAUGCUGUCGGAAUCGCGGGGCUGAAUUUCAGCCACCGGAAUUCAUGCAUCCUGAUUGCCUCCCCAUCAUAGUUAAUCCACAAGAUCGAUUCUUCGGAAAGCAGGGUGUCAGAUGUUUGGAAUUUGUGAGAAGUGGACCAUCGCCGAGGGAGAAUUGCGGCUUUGGCCCACGUGAGCAAUUAUCGCAGGUCACAAGCUUCAUAGAUGCAUCGAUGGUUUAUAGCAAUAAUGUUGCCCACAGCGAUAGCCUGCGUAUCUUUCGAAAUGGUCUGCUGCAGUACGGAAAAAUUCAGUCUCGCAAACCACUGCUACCAAAAGGUGAGCCAGAUGAUCUCUGCCGACGUGGUUCAUUAUCAACGAAUUGCUUCAGAGCUGGCGAUGCUCGUUUGAGUGAACAGCCAGCUCUAACAUCACUACACGUAGUUUUUCUUCGGCUGCAUAAUAGAGUAGCUACAGAAUUGGCUGCACUCAACUCCCACUGGAGUGACGAGAAACUGUUUCAAGAGAGUCGUAAAAUUGUUGGUGCUCUGAUGCAGCAUGUUACAUACAGGGAAUAUUUACCCAUUGUUCUCGGUCCAGAAGUGAUGAAAAUUUUCGACCUGGAAUUACUGAGAGAUGGAUACUACAAUGGAUACGAUUCAACGACCAAUCCUAAUAUAGCCAAUUCGUUCUCCGCUGCGGCAUAUCGAUUUGGACACUCUUUAGUGCAGCCUAGUUUUGCUCGCUACGGUAGAGAUCAUCGUAUGAUAUUCCAGAAUAUUACAAUUCACGAAGAAUUCAGCAAUCGUGUGGACCUGCAAAGUGUGGGCUCAGUAGAUCGUAUCCUCCUUGGCUUGGUGAAUCAGCCAUCUCAGAGACGUGAUGAAUUCAUAACGGAGGAGUUGACCAAUCAUCUAUUUCAAAUACCGGGUUUUUCAUUUGGAAUGGACUUGGCCUCCAUAAACAUCCAGCGUGGUAGAGAUCACGGUCUUGCUCCUUACAUCGAUUGGCGUCAACCCUGUGGUUUAUCGUCAGUAAAGAACUGGAAAGAUUUGGAACGCGUCACCUCAAUAUCAGCAGCACGCAGUUUCAGCAGAAUUUAUGAAACAAUAGAGGACAUUGACCUGUUCUCAGGGGGUUUGGCGGAGAAACCAGUUGUAGGUGGACUAGUCGGGCCAACAUUUGCCUGUAUCAUAGCCCAACAAUUCAGUAAUCUCCGUAAAGGGGAUAGAUUCUGGUAUGAAAAUUCACACAGCCAGAACAGCUUCACCAUUGCCCAAUUGAAGGAAAUUCGUCAGAUUUCAUUGGCGAAAAUUUUGUGCAAAACUCUGGAUAAUAUCGAUACGAUUCAACCGUUUGUUUUUCUCACAACCGACAAUCUGCGAAACCGAAGGGUCUUAUGUAAAGAUGAAAGACUGGGUCAAUUGAAUCUCCACCCGUGGGCAGAGGGAAAACGUGAAAGGGGAAAUAGUGCUCUGCAGUCCAACGCAGUUACGGAGGAAUCAGUCAACAUGCCAUUCGGCCGGAAGGACAGAGCUGAUCGGAAUGAAGCCAAGAUGUUUCCUUGGCAACGACCCAAGCCCGUGAGAACCAACGUCAAUCAAAAGAACCGUAUAAUCGUUAAACGUCCAUUUUUCUCCCAGGAUAACGUCACAAUCGUAGUCCAAAAUCACGCUGUAAAUUCUCCUGUAUUCGUAACCGAUGCCAUUUAUAAUUCUCAGGUGCAAGAUCUUCAACAGUUGCCCUCGAACCCAUUAUCACAUUCACCGCAAAUUAAUUAUCCUGGAAGCAAUCCUUCACUAACACACGUGAACGAUCAGACCAAUUACCCAUACCCGGAGGUGGCAAGUGGAGGAUUUCCUGGUGGAGUUAACCCUCUCUACAGUCCAACCAAUCCUCCCCACGGGGUUAAUUCAGGUUAUCAAACUGGAGGGGGUAUAUCAUUAGGUGGCAGUAGCUUCGGGUAUCACACGGCUCAGUCCCCGCCUGCUCCCAAUACUCCUGGAAAUUUCGAGGCAAGUGAAGGCCUGCAAUCUUAUGGAAAUUUAGCACAACAACCACUGAUAAUUCCGAACUAUCCCGCUGGAACAAAACCCUACGUCUCGUCUUACUCGGGCUAUCCCCCUCAGCAUGAUAAUUCUGAAGAUCCAAAUCCAAGAGAAUCGACAUCAACAAGCUCUACACAUAGACCCCAUUACUACAAUAUUCCUCAACUCCCAUACCACAGCCAUGGUUAUCAUCAAUAUCAAAGUCCGAAUAACUGGCUAAAACCAAUUUACCAUCGAAACACCGAGGAUACUCGCAUUUCAUCACACCCAACAUUAAUCUCCACCACUAAUUAUAACAUGAGAGCCAACUCGAAAACCGUUCCUCAUAAAGAUUCUGAAGAUAUUAAUUACGACGUUCCAAAGCCGUUUUUAAGUUUUUCAACGUCGAAGAGCGAUAAAGAGACCCUCAUUAUUGCUGAAAAACAUGUCAAUAGUCCUUCUGACUUUAUACCAUUGAUGAAAGACACUUACUCAAGUAGUAAUGAGUUGCCAAGACCUUUGAGUCUAACAACAUGAGUAAUAUAGCUUUAAUUCACAUCAAUUAUGGUAAUGGAUAUACGUGUACUCCACUUUCAUUUGAUAUCCUAUUGUCCCAAGAAGAGAGGAGUCUAAGAAUACUAGAAACAGAUAGAGAAAAACAAAAUAGAACCGAGAGAGAUGAAAUAGAAAUUGGGUCAAUGGAAUAUCGAAUGCCAUUCCCAGAACUCAGUGCUCACUAAAUGCCUAUUAUGUUUCAUAAUGUUGUUCAUUAAUUUGAAAUAAAUGUAUAAUGUAAUUCAAUAA
Fopius arisanus is the source of this 3852-nucleotide messenger RNA. Its product is annotated as chorion peroxidase. The record is from RefSeq and is a predicted model, not a curated record. Gene Ontology annotation, biological process: response to oxidative stress. The coding region runs from base 259 to 3585 and encodes 1108 amino acids. The transcript is spliced from 10 exons. Lineage: Eukaryota; Metazoa; Arthropoda; Insecta; Hymenoptera; Braconidae. Gene Ontology annotation, molecular function: peroxidase activity; heme binding.